GGGGGCUGACCCCGGCCACGUGACAACUAACUACUCCGCCGCUGCUCUGCUGCUGCUGCUGCUGUAGCGGUGUGUGUGUGUGAGAGUGUGUGAGUGUGUGUGUGCUGUGUUUCUCACAGUUGGGUUGUGUGGUCGGCCUGAGCUCACAGCAGCAGAGCCUGACGUCUGGAGGAAGGGAAACACAGACAGGUAGCUUAUUCCGGGCAUGAAAGAUGGAGCUCUCGGCGGUGGGUGAUCGCGUUUUCGCCGCGGAAGCGAUACUCAAACGCCGCGUCCGUAAGGUGAGGAAGAACCGCCGCCGCCGCCGUCCCGCGUGUUGUGACUUUCCCACAGAUGUUGUCCGCGGUCAGCACACACAGGCUCAGGGCUGCCUUCUGCGAGCUUAUGUAGGCCUUGUUGACUGGCGGAUGCCUUUGCUUUGAAGCCAGAGUUAGCCAGAAGCUAAGUAGCGAGGCUAACCAAUCAUGGCUGGUAUGUUGAGGCAUUAGCAGGGCAAUAAAAACAGCAACACAAAGAAAGAAGGGGCUAGCUGCAGAACAAGGCAGUCGAUGGAGGAGAGCUAUGAAAUGGAGGGGCCCGUUUUCUCUGCCAGCUAAUGGUAGCCAAAGCUAUACGACCACAGUGUGUGCAGGAGUCUGUAAACUACCACAUUAGAGACUGACUACAAGGGGAAACACAAAUAUCUGCAUGAACCUCCUUAUAAUGUUUGUUUUUAAAAAGCUACCACACUUUGGUUUGGUCUGUUUUGGCUCAGUCCUCAACAGAAAAGUUUCUGUAUGUUAAUCACAGGGCUGUAUCUUAAUUGGCUGGUAGGGGAGAGUGGGGUAAGUUGAGCCACCCCCUGUUGCUUGGAAAUGGUAAAAUAAAUUGAUCAUGUGACCAAAUAUUGAGGAGAUGGGCAUCAAUUCAUGGAGUCUGUGAAGGUUAGAAGCUCAUGGGUGAAGAGGUUAGACAUUUAAAGUGAAUUUAGUUUGUCAUCAGUUUGAUUAGAAAUGUGUUCAGACCAAAACAGAUCAUUUUAAAUCUGUUUUACCAUCAAUUCUGGUAUCUAUGAACUACAACAUGAGGUCAUUAUUCAUGUUUUCACAAAUAGGGGAGAGUGGGGUAAGUUGAGCCAAAGGGUAAGUUGGAAUUAGUCCUGAUGGUCUGGGGAUCACUAGAGUCCAAUCUACAAGUUUAGGAGCAUCAGGACUCUGUAGUUGGAGUCACCGCAUGGUCAGAAUAUCACUUGAGGUCUGAUGAAUCUUAAUCUAACUCUCUUUUGGAAAGGACAACUGGACUUACUUGAGACGUUUCGCGAAACGUCUCAAGUAAGUCCAGUUGUCCUUUCAAUGAAGAAUUGGAAAUCAUAGAUGCUGCAUUCUCAGUUUUUAACAAUAGGGGAGAGUGGGGUAAGUUCAUCUGACCAAAUAUUUAGGAGAUGGGCAUCAAUUCAUGGAGUCUGUGAGAAGCACAUGGGUGAAGGGGUUACACAUUUGGCUGAAACAACUUUAAUCUGCAAAAGAGGGGCCCGGCAGAAAAAGUUUGGGACAACUGGCUUAAAGGCAUUCUCAUGUUCAAAUGUUUUUUUUUUACAAAACAGCUUUUUAGCAGUUAUAUACAAUAAUAAUAAUAAAAAGAAUGAUUGUACCAGUUGAAUAGAGUAUAAUAGAUAAAAAUACGCAUAAAUGUGAAGCUCUUCACAAUCAGGGCCCCCUCCUACAUCAGCACCCUGUUCCACCGCCACAACCCCCCCCCCCCCCCCCCCCGCAACCUCCGCUCCUCCGAUGCCAACCUCCUGUCCCCACCCCUCCGAACGACUCAUCGAACCUGGGGGGGACAGGGCCUUUUCUAUUGCCGCACCCUCCCUCUGGAACUCUCUCCCCGUCCAGAUCAGAUCCUGCACUGACUUGCCCUCCUUCAAAUCGCUUCUGAAAACCCAUCUUUUUAAAAUUGCUUUUAACAUGUGACUAUUUUACUUAUUUAUAUUUAUUUAUUUUAUUUUAUUGCUAUUUUCAAAUUGUGUGCUUUAUGUAAAGUGUCUUUGAGUAUCAUGAAAAGUGCUAUACAAAUAAAAUAAAUUAUUAUUAUUAUUAUUAUUAUUAUUAAGAAGUGACUGUUAUUUAGGGAGAGAGAAGGUGAGGGAGGGCUGGGAGGGAGAGUGAUACGGCUCAACUUACCCCGCUCCUAUGGUCAACUUACCCCAUACACGGGGUAAGUUGACCAUAGGAGACCCCUUUUUUUGUCCUGCUAUAUUCUGAAGAUGACAGUUCUGUUUACAGUCAUUCUGUUGGUUUGCAGGGAUUAACAACAUCCUGAAAUAUCUGCAGAUACACGAGUUUGAGACAAAACUAGGACUGACUUGAUGUAGUGAUCCCAAAUAUGAAAAAUGGUUCAUCUUACCCCGCUCUCCCCUAUUGCAUGCUUAAACUUCAUAGUUGCACCUCCCUUACACAUGUCCUCUCUCUUAAAAGCAGGCUCAGGUUAUAAGGAUUGGCUCCUCUCACACAGCAGCUGAAUGACUCAUCCUUUCUGAAAAUGAUGCCAUAUGAUGAUUAUUGUUUCCUUCUCUGGAGAACACUUGUUUGAACGCACCAUGUUCACUGUUAUAUAUGGGAUUUUUCUGCAAGGAUAGGCACACAUUAAGACCAGAUCUGCCUGUCUGAUCAAAUAAGGAGAAAUCUCAAACUUGCAGAAUAAUAUGUUCUUGGAAACAUAAUCAGAUUAUAGCGUGAGAUAUGCCAGACAACAGAUCGAGUCAUCGUGGAGGAUGCAAGGCUGAAUUAAUAAGACAGGGUUGUGUUGCAAGAACUGAGGAUUUUGUAAUGACACGACUAAACAUAUAACUCCUUAAAGUUGAUUUACAAAAGACUGAAGAUUUAAAAAUGUCGUUUGUGUUAAUCUGCCAUGUCGUCUGUUUGCAGGGAAGACUUGAAUACUUGGUAAAGUGGAAAGGAUGGGCGAUGAAGUAAGUGAUAAACCUGUUUGACUACGUUUACAUGUUUCCAUAUAUUGUAUUUUUAAUGUUACUCCGUUGUUUUUAGGCACAGCACUUGGGAGCCGGAGGAGAACAUUCUGGAUGACAGGCUGAUUUUGGGCUUUGAGCAAAAGUAAGUACGAAUUAUCGAUUAUCACGAAGCCUAAUGUUGGAAGUGCAAAGUUUUAGGUAGUCUACCCCUAACUGAUGAGACACCCGAGUAUUUUGUUGAGUUUGAUUCUCUUAUUUUAACUCCAGAUCAUUUUAAGCACAAAUGCAUCUUACUGUCUGACUUACUUUUUAACCUUUUAGAGUCUUUACAUUUCCUCAGCUCAUCUCUUCCUCUUCUUUUAUAAGCGGCCAUGUGAGCCGAGGUCUUUUAUGUCUGCUGCCAGGCCACUUGAAAGCUUCGUGCCGCUCACAGAGAGCGAGUGUUUACAGAGAAUUAAAAAUGGGCAGGAAACUAAAACGGACACAAUAAAACAGACAAAAACUGACGCCGCAUCAAACGGAAACCGAAACGGACACGUGCGGAUCUGGCUGUGUUCAAAUGUGGCUUCAAACGCUCCCCGUGUCUGACUGCUCUACUUUCAUUCUCACUCAGCUUUCACUGCUGUCCUCAUUUUUUCGAGACUUGCUUUGCUUUUGCAGUUUGUACGGUUUUAACUGUCGUUUGGUUUUCGCAGGGAACGAGAAAGGGAACUGCACGGGCCGAAGAAACGGGGACCGAAACCCAAAAACUUUGUAAUGAAGGUACUGAUUUUGGUGUUUGAAGAAAGACUUGCAGAUUAAGAUGGAUCUACCGUUCACACUUGUCAGAUUAGAUGUGGUUCAAAAGGCAAUAAAUGGUUUUCUGAUUCUUCACCAUCUCCAGCAGACCCGUGCUCCAAAAGGAGGGAACAGCAGCAGAGCCUCGAACACCCGCCAGACCGCUGCAGCAACUUCCAGCCGAGCAACUCCCUCCUCCUCCGCCUCUGCAUCCACCUCGCCUCGCCACUUAGCGUCUUCUUCCUCCUCUUCCUCUGCUGUAGCGCCCUCCCCUAAACUCAAUUCCCUCGCGGCCACCCACAAGCUGAAGAAAGACAUUCACCGCUGCCACCGGAUGUCCAGGCGCCCCUUGCCCCGCUCAGACCCCUUGGCGCCCUCGUUCUCCAAUCCCGGUGGCUUCCCCUCCCGCCCUCACGUCUCUCCUUUCUCUGAAACCGUCCGCAUCCUCAACCGCAGAGUCAAACCCCGGGAGGUCAAGAGGGGUCGGAUCAUCCUCAACUUGAAGGUGAUUGACAAGGCAGGUCGGGGUGGCGCAGCUGCGGGCGGCAGGAACGUCGCAGCGGGACACCAAAACAUCCCUUCACGCAAUCGCAUCAUUGGGAAGAAGGGCGAAGCACCUUACAGACCUUUCCAGCCCCCCAUGAAGAUGCUGGGCUUCCCCAUGUAUGGGAAGCCGUUUGGGCUGCAAUGUGGAGGUCCUCUGCCCUUCCCCUCCCACCCAGGGUCAUGCUCCAGCAGAGGGGCCAGGGACACCCACUCCUCCUCCUCCCAGUACCAGUCCCCUCCUUCUCCUUCCAGCUCCAGCGGCUCUGAAGGCAAAUCUCCGACCAGCGCCUCAGCUGCGAAAUCGAAGGCACCUGCAGAAGCUUCUCCUCCCACUGAAGGUCCAAAGUCGACUACACCUUACACAGAGACUCAGACGGGCCAGAGCACCAAGCCACCCACCCAACCAGACCCCACAGCAUCGGGGUCCCCUUUCCUCCCUUCCUCACCCUCUUCCUCGUUGGAGGAUGAAGAAGAGGAGGGCGCUCUAGAUCAUUCAAAGGGAGGCAGAAGGAAUCCUCGCCAACACGGGGCUAAGCACCAUCUGCCCGCCACCUCUUCUGCUGCUACCCCCGGAGACCAGACCUCCCCCGAACCCAAAAGGGUGCCUGCGGAGGGAGACCCUGACUGGCAUCCUGAAAUGGCUCCAAGCUGCAAGGAUGUGGUGGUCACCGACGUCACCACCAACCUGGUCACCGUCACCAUAAAAGAGUUCCCCUCUCCCGCCUCCUGCCCUGCCUCACCCUCUGCUGGCCCUGAGGAAACCCCCUCCUCCCCUCCCCCCGGCUCCACCUCUGACGACUCCUCUGCCCCUAAGCCAUAGAAGAUCAGAUGUUGUGAAGCUGAUUGCCAUAAAUGAUGAAAAAGAUAUUUGGCCAGCGUUGCCACCUUAGCCCCCUUCGUGCAUAUUUGUCAAAUGAAAUGUAAUGUAACUUAAAGCCGCCCAGCCAUUGAAUUAUACUAAAGCAUAUUUUUUUGAAGAAUUGUGUAAAUUUGAAAAGAGGGCAGCUAAUACGCUCUUUUUUGCCACUUAAAUUGCCAUAUUUUUGUCCACUUGCACAGCACUGACUCCUUUAAAGCAGACCUGAAUCCACAUGGUAUUCGCUUGCUUUCGCCUGCCGAGUUUAGCUUGUUGGGUGCGACGAAAAGUUCCCCAAGAAGUGAAAUGAAAACCCCUCAGUUCCUGGGUGUUAGCCGACAUUUCCAUCGAGCGGACUCGGUACAGGAGAAAGAAAGAAAUACCUCUCUGAUUCAGACCCUGCUGUGGAGGCUGAUACGACAGCCUCCAGGUGUUUUGCCAAUUUCCUGCCCUCUUGUCUGAUUGGAGGUCCAGCUUGUUAAUGAUAAAUGAGGUGAUGUGUUUUUGCACUUAACACAGUUGGACUCUCAUAUAUUGCAUCAAUACAGCGAGGUAAAUGCAAUGCACUUGACUGCAUCGAAAAAUGACCUAUGUUAUGUAGUUCAUCAAUUUUUCAAGGCCUUUUCCUCUUGCUCUCUUGAACGCACAUGCAUAUACAUACGGUAUGAGUAAGUAUUUAUAUGCACGCACAACCUUGAAGCUGCAAACGAAUAUACAGAAACAGUAGUUUUAAGUUAUUGCCGUUCUUUCCGUCUUUCCCCGCUUGCCUUCUUUUCUCACGAACUCGCCGUCUUUAACUCCGUGACGUCCUCUAAGACUCUAAACUGAUGUGAAAGUUCUCCUCCCUGCCUGAUAACAUCUCAACUUCUCAAAAGUCUUGAAGGUCCAUGAGCUGAACACAGUUCAGGCUGAAGCAAACAACUAUUUGCAGCUAAGAAUAGAAGUGUGUUGAACCCCUGAGCGACUUGGCAGGAAGUGGAAUAUGUACCGGGGCAGUUUGAGUUUGUAAAAAUCAAUAACAGUUGAGGAGUUUGUUUGUUUGUUUCCCUGCCUGGUUGUAACAGCUUCUCACCCCGUCUUGUUCCUUCUGGAUGUUUAUGUUUAGCUAACAGGCUUAUUUCUUUUUAGCAGUUUUUGUAGCACUGAUAAGUUUUCAGCUGCAUAGGCUCAGAGAAACCCAACGGUGCGUUAGGAUUUGGUAACAGGCCGCUCUGCCAACCCUUAAGGUCUGUCAGUCACAGAACUGUGGUUGGAAUUUUAAUUCUCUGAACUACUGAAGGUUUUUGGAGGAGAUAAAAGUCUGUCAGUUAGACCUCAGGCAGUUAUCAGGUUGGGUUGUAGCUGAAUGUGGAGUGUCUGGUAGAAGGGUCGGUGACUUCAACUCUGAGGCCAUGGUUCCACAGCCUCCAGCAGAGGAGGUCCGCUAUCCUGGGACUCGCUCAGGAGUGAGAGGAAAAUGGAGGUUUCUGUGUUCUGGAGCUGAUCCAGAAGGCAGAGUCUACAGUUCUGACUCCUGAUCCUGGUCUUGAGCCGGUGACGAAAAGAUUGGGAAAACAGAAACAAGAAACAAAUGGAGUUUCCUCCUCGUGGUGGGUGACUCAGAUGUAGGGAAGACGCUCAAAGUGAGUUUGGAGGAGAGCCAUUGCUCUUCGGCCUGAAAGGGGGGCAGCUGAGGUCGUUUGCACAUUUGUGGCCGUUAUCUUCAGAGGUUUCCAGCAGAGAAGUGACCUCGAGAUGACCUGAAGUAGCUUGGAGGAUUGUAAAACCUUAUUUGGUCUGGGGGGUUGCUUGGGGAUUUCCCAAGGGGGUUUGGAAAUCAUUGCCAGGGGAGAGGAAAUUUGGGCUGACUUGGUGUGCCACCACUUUCACGAGGCUGAGGAUAAGCUGAAGAAAACUGAUGAAUGAGUGCUUUUGUUGUUGUUGUUGGUAGUUCACGGCAACAGGCAUCGUCCCACAUUUGCUCUUAGUUAAUCUUCUAGUGUUGACUGAACUCUGUCCAGUUAAAAAAGUACUCACUGGAUCUUUAUUAUGCUGUUGAAAUAUUUGAAAGAUCACCAUUCAAGCUGCUGCCGAUCGUCUUUUUCUUUCCAUUGAGUAAAAACGUGCAGAUACGCCUUCCGGAGAGUCAGCCAAUGUCUGUAGCAGUGCUCCUUGCAGCAUAAACUGUGCCCUUCUCUGUUUCUUUAAAGUUUGAGCCAGAUUUACUCUUCAACCCUUUUGCAUCAAGUUUUAGCCUGAAGUGCUUACAUAAAGUCGAGUAGAGAGACUACACUUGUUCUCUGGAUGUGAGGCACCAUGUCCCGCUUUAGACCCCGAUCUUAAAACUGGUACUUUCCCGACUGUUGCAGUUUAAAGUCACAAGAGACAGAAUAUUCUUGUGUUGCCUUCUGGUUCUCCUUUACUGGCAUUUUAAGAAGCUUUUGUUGUGUCCAAAUUAUGAAGUGCAACCCUGGAACCAAGAGCCCGACUGCUAUGAGUGCAGACCUGUGAGGAUGCCAGUCUUGUUGCCAGCCCUCUUAGCUCCAUUUUGACCUCUUGAGUUGUUUGCUGGACUGCGACUUCCACUAUAGACUAGACAGGAAACCAGAAUAAAAUUGCCUCCAAGACGAGGACCAGCUGGUUCUUGGACUUGACCCAAAAGCCCAGUGAAGAACAAUACCCUUUCUUGCUGCUGGUCUUUCUCGUUGAAAACUGCCUCCAGACAAAUUAUAUGUUGUUCUGUUAAGAGGUCGCCAUCGAUAAGAUGUCUCUUUUGUAGUUUACGAAGCGUUGUUCCUGAUUUGCUGCCCAUAACAACUAGGACCUGGUGCUUUCUGACUACAUAGUAAACAGCUGGCACACAUCUUUUUAAAUACAAAUAUCCAGUUUGCUGUCUUCUAGAGUCAUCGCGGUACAGUUGGAAAGCUUGUCAAGCGCGAAUCUAAAUCCAAAAGAAGUUGAUUAAAACAAAUGUUGAUGGUUUAAAACCGUUGAAAACUUGUAUUUAAUCAAAAAUAGUGCAGAGACAAAAUAUCAAAUGAUGAAACUGAAACCACUUACAGUAAUCUCAGUCCACCUUAAACAGGUCCAGAGGAGAUGCCUGUAUCAUGUGAGCAUACGGUUUCCUCUUUGCUGUGUGCUGUUUCAACAUCUAUUUGUAGAUGCAGCAACAAAUUGGUUUUAGGGUGCGAUUUUGAGACCAUGUGAUGAUUUCCACUACAGAGUACCAUCUGUUUUUAAAUGUAGUGCCACCUGAGGGUCAAAGUGGUUUCUCCAGAUCCCCUUAAAGUGAUAUUUGGGCGUAAAAUAAGUGAUAGUCAAAACAACAUCACACCGAGUUUGAGAUGAAUGUUGUCAACCGCUUGCUUCUCUAGUUAUACCAACUUUAGUAACGACCGCAGGAUAGAAAUACAAACCUCAACCAAAACGCCACUCUAUAGCCACAAAUAAUGCUCAGAACAGCACCUAACUUCAUCAACAGGACAUAUAGGGUCACAGACAUAGUACUAGACACCAAACAUCUUUUUAACUUUGACUCAUUUCUUUAGCAAAGAGACGAAACACAACUCACCUACUCUCUUCCAGCAGACGCUUGUUUGUGGGGAAGCCCUGACCAGAUGAUCGCCAAGUGCAGCGGAGUUUCGCAGCUCAAGGAAGAACAUUUAUGAUCAUUUCUUCAUGGAAAUACAAUCAGACCGAGACGCUAAGACAGAAGAACUACCGCGUCUGUAAAAUGAUUAAUAUGGUGAUUAGUACUUCAUGGAAAUGAUCCGCUGCACUCGGUUUUCGACUCUUCAGGGCUCCCCCACAAACAAGUGGCUGCUGGAGGAGAGUGGGUGAGUUGUGUUUAGUCUCUUUGCUAAAGAAAUCAGGCAAAGCUAAUAAGAUGUUUGGUGGCUGGUACUAUGGCUGGGACCCUUACGCUGAAAUAUCCCUUUAAGGCUUUUAAUGAAACUAAUAAGUGGGUAGAUGUUCCUCCAGGUGACUUAUCUGUACCUUCAGUGCUUUGUUGUCUCGGCCCAAACACCCAUCGAGUCUAAAAUGAGCAUGUAUUUAUCAUAAAACUGUUUCCAGUUUCAAAUUCUGGUUUUUGUCUUUCUCUAUUUUAGAUUUGGCGUUUAAGUGAUUUUAAGUCAUCAUGGUUGGAUAGACUCUCAGAAUCAAAAGGUGCAUUUGUGUUUUUGACUGUUAUCUCACCGCCAAGCUAGGUCACCGUAGUUUGCUUUCAGCUACUUGCCUAAAAAAAUCCAGAGCAUUGAAAUUUUUCAGCCUUCAAGUGCAUCUUGCAUACAUCGAAAGAAACGAAGCCCUUUAUACACGAGCUGUAAACCCUUUCCUGGUGCUGCCUGUUCUGUGUCGACCUGUUCGGAUCUUGGUUCUUCAUCUGGUGCACCCUUGUGUUACAAUAUUUAAAAAUCUUCCGCAUGUGUUGCCUUAUAGCUGCUCCGUUCAACCGAGGCGACUUUUACCUCGUCUUAAACAAUUAAUCCAACCUUCCUUACCUGCCGUGACUGCAAUGGUGUAGAAAAAAUAGAUGUUACUGCUUACAGUAAUGUCCCGGAUGGGCUUGUGGCGUCUCAUUUCCCAGUUACAAACACGCCUUUCUCUCUUGAGGAAGAUGUCGCCUCCUCUCCUGUCAUGUACUGGAUGGUUCCUCUAGUUGUCGUCAUUACUGUACUGCUCUCAUAGGUUACACGUGGAAAGAUUUAUUCCAAAGCGGAGCAUCCAUUAUCUGAAGAAAACAGCGAGUUGCACUUGUGUAGUUGCCAAAUUCAAAUCAAGGUUCUUAGAAAAAGUUUGUAAAACUUUUGCGACAAAGUGAGAAAAAACGGGAUUAUAUUUUCUGACAGCUCUUCUUUGGAUGGAUCGAUGUCGUUUUGGAAUAGACUUUUUCACCUACUGUAUCUUUAAUAUUUAAGUGGUGGAUAGAAGUGACUCUUGCAGUUGGUAGAUGUGUGAGGUAUUAGGCUGUUCGGCCGUGUGUCCAACAGUUGAUAGCAAUGUUUUCUCUUUUUUUUGUUUGUUCUCAUGUGGGGUAGCACAACUCAACUUAGUGGCCUAUCUUUCAACCAAAUAGGGCUCUUGAUUUUAUUAUUUGACUUUUUUAAAAACCUCUUUGUUUGUCCUUUUCGAAUCGUUUGACAUUGAUAACGUGAUGUGAUUUUGAGUGCUGGAUUUAUUUUGGCACAAAUAGGAAAAAAGGAAGGAUCCUCAUUUCAACGUGUGGCAAAAGAUGCUUGAUGAAUUGAAAAUUGUGCUUUUUAAGGCUUCGGUUCCUUUGUACUGUACUUUAAUACUUAUUUUGAAAUACGCAUAAUGAUGUUGAUAUGAUGCUGUCAUUUGAGCGCCAUUUUUCAAAAGUCCAUAACGGGUUUGAUUAAAAGGCAAACUGAUUUUAAUGUGUUAAGACUGCAGUUAGGUCUGCUUUCAUGCUAAUAUGAAUUAUGUACAUUGUAUUGAUGGUAAUAAGGAGGAGGAUAAUGAUGACGUUGUAAUGUAUCUGAACUUCUGAAGCAUGUUUUGCGAACCCCUAUUGUACAGAUUAUGUAUCCAGUGUCAUGUUAACUGUUACUGUUGUUGCUUUCUGUGUGUUUCUUGUACAAGGCUUUUAAUUAAAAGCUCCUUAAAAGCGCUCUGACUCAUUGUCUGUUUGUCUCUCACUUAAUACUCUGAACUACUGUAGGCCUGUCAAUAUUGAGAGGGGUCUGGCUGCAGACCUCCACUGAGAGGCCCCGAGGUAACGUUAUUUCUCACGUGCUCCAGUUUGUUUGAAGUGGUCAUCCCAUUUUGUAUUUUGUCUUUGUCGAACACAUGAAUAAACAAAAAAAUCGUAGUUAUAUUAUAAACAUAAAAUAAAGUCCCAAGAAAAAAAAUGAUAUUCACACAAAACAAAAAAUAUGUACUUCCCGGUCUAAUCGCUUUUAAUUCAAAAGGCUUUGAGUAAACUUUGGAUGUAAAAAAAAAAAAGAAACGUACUCCCGGUAUAUGUGCUUUUAUUUUGAAAGGCUUCAAA
This is a messenger RNA of Xyrichtys novacula (pearly razorfish), 11118 nucleotides long. The record is from the annotation of a GenBank genome assembly. Lineage: Eukaryota; Metazoa; Chordata; Actinopteri; Labriformes; Labridae.